This is a messenger RNA of Sesamum indicum (sesame), 775 nucleotides long. RefSeq lists its product as uncharacterized. Lineage: Eukaryota; Viridiplantae; Streptophyta; Magnoliopsida; Lamiales; Pedaliaceae. The record is from RefSeq and is a predicted model, not a curated record.
UAUAGUAAUCCAUGAGAGAGAGAGAGAGAAAUAUUGUAGUGAGAUUAGGUGAGUUGUUAUAAUACAAUGUAGUUAAGACAUGACUUUCAAAGAAUGACAGCAAUGGCCCUUUCAAUAUAACACCCUUUGACUGUCUUAGAGCAAACAGCCACUCUCCAACCUCUCUGCCACUUCUUUUCUGAUCUUAUUCCAAAUUAACUCUCUCACACAUCUGAAAAUUACACACAUAGAAAGAGUAGAUGGAGGGGCUUAUUCCAUUUCUGUAUAGAACAAUAGCGCAGUACAAAACUGGAGGACAAGGGGUUCUAUCGCCAUCUGCCUCUUACAUGAGACUUCCCGGUGAGUCAGGGCGGUUUUCGGCUUCUGAAGUCCAGAUUGUCCGGCCAGAUUGUGGGUUCUCCGCCUGUUCACCACCACCCUCCGCCGGCAAAAGGGAUGCUUCCUCCGUGAAUCAGCCAUCAGGGCUACACCAUCUGAUGAAUUCCUGCCGUGCUGUGAAGUGAUGAUUGAGAGAUGGAUGUACGCGACUGUCAACUUGUCAGGUGGUCGUUUUAUAAUUGAAAUAAGCAAUUUUUUUUUUUUUUUCCCUAAUGAAUGAAUUAUAGUCUGUAUUUGUGCUUCAAACAUUGUUUGUUGUGUGUGCUGUGUGGAAAACCGGAAAGGGUCCACAUACAUGCAACUGUAAUUUGUAGAACGUGAAAGUGUACAUGGUAUGUUUUGUGUAUUGGCUCUGGAAUGAGAAGAAAAUUACGUGUGUUGUGUGGUUUGAGAUUCA